UUUAUCAAUUUUCCGUUUUUUCCCCCAAAAUUUUAAGAAAAUUCCUUUUCAGACACAUUUCCCAUUUCUGACUAUUACCUUACCAGUUUUCUUAAAUGUUUCGUUUUCGUAGUGGCUUCAAAGAUUCCCCAGCAUUCUUCUUCUCCUUCUCCUUCUUCUUCUUCUUCCUCAAUUUUGCAUGAAGGUUUUGUACUCAUUUGAAUUUCAGAGCUCAAGCUUCACUGCCCUUUGAGUUAUGUUUCACUCACACUGCCUUCUUUUGAGGAAAGGCCCAUUAGGUGCCAUUUGGGUUGCUGCUUACUGCUUUAAAAAGCUCAAGAAGUCUCUGGUCAUGGAAACUGAUAUACCCUUUUCCGUUGAUAAAAUAUUGCAAGAUGAACUAAAUGCUGUGACAUAUAGAGUAAUGGCGUACCUCCUCCUUGGCAUUGCCCGGAUCUAUUCCAAAAAAGUUGAAUAUCUGUAUACCGACUGCAAUAAAGUGCUGACUGAAAUCAAUGAAUUUGUGGUCAGAACAAAGAAUAGCACAAGAAAGGGAACCAAACUAACACCUUAUUAUGCUAUUACCCUUCCUGAAAGAUUCAAACUUGACGAAUUUGAUCUGGGGAUUAUUGAGGAUCUCACUGGUAGUCACACGGUAUCUCAUGAAGAGAUCACCCUUAAAGAUAAUAUAUGGAACAAUGAUAUCGUGCUGUCACUUGAUCAAAACCAUGACCAGGAAAUCACUGCACUUCACAGCGUAUGCUGUUCUGAUGUUACCAUAUUCGAAGAUGUCUUUUCACCUCACCUCAAGGAAAUUGAGAUGCAGGCAAGCACAUUACAUCAUCACAUUAUGCCAGAAAAAUGUCAAGUGAGUACAUUAUCUGAUGAAAGAUACGAGGUUGAGGUAUCUACUGCAAUAGAGAGUGCAGAUGUCAAAGCAAUUGAACAAUUUGAUGAAGAUCAUCGAUCUGAUGAAGAAGAGACGUGGAAGGAGAAAAUGCUGCAGCAUGAAAAUUUAGUUCCCGAAGCAAGCACAGAAAUGGUUUUGACCAAUAGCUUUUCUUAUGAAGAAACUGUAACUGUCAAGACAGUUUCUAUAACUGAGAGAGAAUCUUCAGAGAAUGUGAAAUUCUCUCGCGAAGAUUGUCAUAGUGAGGGAAUGGACAGGGAAAGAAUUCAAUCAGAUAAUGAAACUGAGUUUGUUAAUGGAGGCAAUAGUAUCAACACCUCAGAAAGAAGCAUCGAGAAACUUAGAGAUAAUACUAUAACUUUACUGGACAGCAUGGAUAUUGAUAUGUCCUUGGGUGCACAAAUCGAACCGAUGAAACUUAUAGGAAUGGGUAGUAGGGAAGGGGAUAAUUUAAAAUUUCCUGAAAUGCAAUCACCCGAAAUGAAAGACUGUGAUGGUUCGAGGAAUGAUCAACUUUCUAUUUCACUUGAUGGAGUGCUUGAUUCCAGAUUUCCAGAUUUUACUGGUACAAAAACACCUGAGUUUACAACAAUUUCGACACCAGCUAAUAAGGAGAGACCACGAACAUCGAGGAAAAGAAAAUGCAUUGUUGAUGAUACUAUAGUAUUACCUAAUGAGGAACUUAAGCGAAGCAUAUACGAUGCUAGGGACUUGGUUUCAAAAAGAAGAAAAUGUCCUUGUAGUGCUCUCACUGCCUGGAAGGCUAGUCAAAUAUCUAGACUCUCCUUUGGCUUCUCAAUGCCUUUGAUGUCCUGUGUUUCGCCUGAGCUUAGGUCCCUUUUUGAAACCAGAGUGAAUAUAUCAAAAUCUACUGAACUGGUGAAAUCUCCUGAAAACUUGGAUGUUCCAAGUUCUCCAGCUUUUCACACAUUAGUGAAAAUGGAUAGCCCCGUAACAAUUUUCAAAACUGGAGAACAUUCAAAUGAACCAGAGAUUUCUGGAUCUAUAGCUACCUACAGAUCAGAGCAAAUCACGACUUGUGUGGAUAGAGUUGCCGUUUCUGAAGCUUCUGUCCUGGAGUUGUCCACAUCAGAACCUCAAAUUUCAGAUGGACUCGAGCAAAUAGCAAUAGCACCUGGCACACCUGUUCGGUGCUCAACAUCAGCUAGAUUAUUUAGGAGUCCAGAUAGCCCUAAAGUUUCUAACUCGAAUGCACAGAUAAAGUUUUGUGAAGUGGAUGAACUGGAAACCGAUGGAUGGUCUGGGAGAACCAGAAUGGUUGCUGAAUAUCUUCUCCAAAAUUUUACAAAUCAACGGAUACAGAGUGCGGAAGAGGCUGUAAAUUUGUCCCAUCUUCUAAGCAACAAAACGAGAAAAGAGAGUGCUGGUUUAUUCUACGAAAUAUUGGUAUUGAAAACCAAAGACUGUGUGGAUGUGAAACAAGAUUGUGCCUACGGUGACAUCUUAGUAUGGAAACUAUCAAACUGGAGCACAGCCUUUGGAUCUGGUUUGUCUAUCAUGGGCGAAGACUAGGUGUAGACUUGUAGAAUAGAAAUGGAAUUAGUUUAGUUGUUUUUGUGUUCAAUGUCUACAAAAUCAGAGGUUAAUGUUGAUGUACAGUAACGCUAUUAAGUUAAACUGUACGUGUCGGUGUUAAAAGCGGGGAUAAUUUUGAUGUACAUCAACUUCCUUGAGUUAACAGUCUAUGUAGGAGUAGUUUUGAUGCAUAGACCGAUGGUGGCUGUUAUAGUGAACCUCUGACUUGUUAUAAUCUUUUCUUCUAGAGGUAGAUGUUGUAAACUCAAAUUAUAUGUUUCUGGAUUUUGUAAUCCAAAAACAUUGCAAAUUUUGAAA
Cucumis melo (muskmelon) is the source of this 2743-nucleotide messenger RNA. Its product is annotated as sister chromatid cohesion 1 protein 2. The record is from RefSeq and is a predicted model, not a curated record. Gene Ontology annotation, biological process: synaptonemal complex assembly; mitotic sister chromatid cohesion; replication-born double-strand break repair via sister chromatid exchange. Lineage: Eukaryota; Viridiplantae; Streptophyta; Magnoliopsida; Cucurbitales; Cucurbitaceae. Gene Ontology annotation, molecular function: chromatin binding; protein binding. The coding region runs from base 236 to 2422 and encodes 728 amino acids. The transcript is spliced from 13 exons. Gene Ontology annotation, cellular component: cohesin complex; synaptonemal complex.